Cylindrotheca closterium is the source of this 1218-nucleotide messenger RNA. The record is from the annotation of a GenBank genome assembly. Lineage: Eukaryota; Bacillariophyta; Bacillariophyceae; Bacillariales; Bacillariaceae.
AUGAAACUAUCAUCCUCCUCGUCAUUGCCACCACUCUUUCGCAAUCACCAACGUUGCUUGUUGUUGCAAAUACGAGGCGGUGAUCCAAGCAUAGAAGUCGCCAACAAUGCAACAAAAGUGGAAGAAGAGAAGAAACCGGAACUGUCCCUCGAGCCGCCAGGGUCUACAGUGGUAGACGAACCAACGCCCGUCGAGAACACUACAAAGGCAAACCAAACACUGCUGAAUGUACAAAAGGAAAUGGAGGAGAUUGAAGAGUCAGACGUCGAUGGUGAAAUGGAAGAAGAAAUUGAGGUGGAUAGUGACGAGGAAGGGGAGGAUUACUAUACAGAUGUGGAAGAUUCAGAAUUAGAUUAUGACGAAGCUGAUGAGUAUCUUGAUGACGCGGAAGAAAAUCAGAGUAUCGAAAAGGUCAUUGAGACGGCAGUCUACGUCUCGGAACGAGCUGGAGUAUUGGCAUUGAAAGUUACCAAGUUGGCAUCAUUCUGGGUCCGACAAUGGUCUUGGGAUAUUUACCGAGCCUGUGAACGAGCGGUCGAUGCGUGUCGAGAAGAGUUGGCGGCUGGUGCUGAGGAUGAGGACGAUGGCACCAUUCCAUUUUUUCACACCAAAGCGGACAAGGACGAAACCCGACUACAGCGUGUGCGCAAAAAGACUUGGAGAGUUACCAAGCGUACCUGGAAGACGCUUACCAAAAUGACAAUCGCCUUUUGGGCUAUGGACGACAAUGACAUUCUUGAAUUCCCAGAAGAGGAUUCGGAUCUAGAAGUCGAGACUUCGAUCAAGCCCAUAUUCUCAUUCUUGGACAAGCUAAAGUUGCGCUCAGAUUACGACGACGAGGUUGAUGAUUCAGACGAUGAAGAUGAUGUUGUUGAUGACGUGAUAGAACCUCAAGAGGAAGCAGAAUCAUCAUCUGUUAUUCCCAAGAAGCCCCGUCACAGCCGCCGCAAGAAACGAAAGUCCAAGCGCAAGACAACAACGAAGACGACGUCAAUAAAGAUCAUAAAACCAGAAGAAGAUGAGGUAAAGGCAGCUGUGAUAAUAGUCCCCAGGAUUCGAAAGGGAAGGCGAGUCAUGGUUGGUGUUGCUGUGGGUGUUGUUUGCGGUUUCUGCUGGCAGCAGUUUGGAGCCUCAGCACUCAUCAUGAAGGGCGUAUCGAUGCUAACUCGGAAAUGGAAGCCUUGGAGGACUGAUAAGGCAAACAGUGAAGAAAAAUAA